AUGCUGGCUUCCUCCGAGUCUGCGAAAAGGCAAGGCUUUCUACAUUUGGGAGGGCUCCGGACUGCUCUGUACAACUAUCUCUUUGCCCGAAAACACCGAGGCAGCUUUAUCCUUCGACUGGAAGACACCGAUCAAAGCCGUGUGGUAUCAGCAGCCUCUGAAAGCAUAGAAGAUGCAUUGGAGUGGGCAGGCCUGCCACCAGAUGAGAGCCCUCGCCGGGGAGGCCCUGCUGCCCCUUACCAACAAUCCCUACGAUGUGACCUAUAUAAGAAAUACACAGAGCUGCUUCUUGAGAAAGGGGCUGCCUAUCGCUGUUUCUGCACACCCCAGCGCCUGGAAUUACUAAAGAAGGAAGCAUUGCGCAGUCAGCAAACUCCACGGUAUGACAAUAGGUGCCGUCACCUAAAACCCAAGGAGGUUGCUGAGAAGAUAUCUCAAGGUGUUGACUACGUGGUGCGUUUUCACCUGGAAGAGCAGUCGGAUCCCUUUUGCGAUCUAAUCCAUGGGUGGAGCAGGCAUGAGGUGGCCAGUGUGGAAGGUGAUCCAGUGAUUUUGAAGAGCGAUGGCUUUCCAACCUAUCACCUGGCUAACGUCGUGGAUGAUCACCUGAUGGAGAUCAGUCAUGUUCUGCGUGGAGCUGAAUGGCUCACUUCCACUUCCAAACACCUCCUCCUCUACAGGGCAUUUGGCUGGGAGCCACCUCAUUUUGGGCACCUUCCACUGCUCCUGAACGAAGAUGGCAGCAAACUCUCCAAGAGACAAGGGCAUAUUUUUGUGGAGGAGUUUGCGCAAAAUGGCUAUUUGCCGGCCACCCUCCUGGAUCUCAUGACACACUCUGGCUCAGGGUUUGCAGAGAAUAGAAUGGGACGAACACUAAAGGAGCUGAUUGACGAGUUUGAUCCGAGCAGGAUUGAAAGGCAUUCGGCCCUCCUGGAUUUGAAGAAACUGCCAGAAUUCAACAGGAUUCAUCUGGCCCAGCAGAUUGGAGAUGAGGGGCUACGGCAGAAGCUUGUGGCAGAGGUUCAGGCCUCUGUGGAGGAAGUCUACGGCAAGCAGCUUCCAGAGAGGGAGGUCCUUGAAAAGGGUUACGUAGAGCAGGUGCUCCUGCUGAGGAGGGGCCACAUUAGCCGUCUGAAGGACUUGGUGUCCCCCAGCUACGCUUUCUUGUGGAUCCGACCCUCUGUGCCUUCUGAGAAGCUGCAGACUCUCUCCACUGAGACAGACCAGAUAGGAAGGGUGGUCCUCAGGCUACUGGAAGGGCCAGUGACUCAGAGACCUGAAGAACUUGGCCAGCAACUGAGGCAGCUGCAUGCGCAGAUAAGUGGCACAAAGUACAGCACCAUGAUGAAGCUCCUCCGCCUCACCCUCAGUGGCCUGCAGGACGGGCCCAGCGUUGCCGAGAUGAUGAUCCUGUUGGGACCCAAGGAGACCAGCCUUCGGAUUCAGGGGGCUCUGUGCAGCCAACUCGCUCCAUGAGGGAAAGGGACAAAGGAAGGACUUCUAAGCAUGGUGGAGCUUGGGAAAAUAUUUCCCAGGCUUGAGGGCAACGCACAGAGAAUGUUUUCUGGUGUUGAUGAGUGCUGGGUUCAAAUUUAAUAGAAAAGGGAAAAAUAUUAGCUGGAUCGAAGGCCCUGUUGAAAUUAGAUAUAGACGAGCCCCCGCAGCCCGUUUGGCAUUCCCCCUUUUGUAACUCUGGGAAAAAGGAUCAAAAAUCAAUAUCUGAAAAGUAUGAUGCAAUAGAUACGGGAGUUAGGAAAUUAGGAUCAACCCUCUUGUUUUAGUUAAGCCUAAAUUUUCCUAAUCUGGAUGAAAGUCCAAGCUCAGCGCUUUAGGCUGCAUGUCUUUGCCAAGAACAGUUGACUUAUCAGAGAAGCCCAGGAUGGAACCCCCCCCCCUCCCUGAUUUGCUAGUUUUCUAGGGCCAGGGAGCUUCCCAGUGGUGAGGUUCUUGCCAUGGAAGGUUCUUUCUGCAGCUGAACCUCGUGAAGUCUUCCUCCUUCCUCCCUCAUCUGUGCAAGGUGAGAUUGGAUCCCGAACUCUAAGCUUUAAUCAAUAAAGACUUUCACAUUGUGA
Messenger RNA from Protobothrops mucrosquamatus (brown spotted pit viper), 2072 nucleotides. RefSeq names its product glutamyl-tRNA synthetase 2, mitochondrial (gene EARS2). Gene Ontology annotation, biological process: glutamyl-tRNA aminoacylation. The coding region runs from base 1 to 1476 and encodes 491 amino acids. NCBI's taxonomy places the organism in Eukaryota, Metazoa, Chordata, Lepidosauria, Squamata, Viperidae. The transcript is spliced from 9 exons. Gene Ontology annotation, molecular function: zinc ion binding; tRNA binding; glutamate-tRNA ligase activity. The record is from RefSeq and is a predicted model, not a curated record.